Messenger RNA from Protopterus annectens (West African lungfish), 1861 nucleotides. RefSeq names its product transmembrane protein 43 (gene TMEM43). Gene Ontology annotation, cellular component: nuclear inner membrane. Lineage: Eukaryota; Metazoa; Chordata; Ceratodontiformes; Protopteridae. Bases 327 to 1532 code for a protein of 401 amino acids. The record is from RefSeq and is a predicted model, not a curated record. Gene Ontology annotation, biological process: nuclear membrane organization. The transcript is spliced from 12 exons.
UAAACAGCAGGUUUGAAAUUCGGAAUAUAAUUAUGAGAAAUUCACAUUGUUUUUAAAUUACAAAGCAAUGACAUUCUACUCAUUCCUACGAGAGUGCUAUCAGAACAUACCAGGACUACAUGGUCCACAGUACGCUUGUGCGUACGACGGAAACUUCAUUUGAAGGAAGUCGUGGGAAAGUUAUGAGAUGUAGCUGGAUACUCUUGACUGAAGGGAUUUAGUAAUUGUACAAGUUAAUAGAAAAAAAGGUUUAAAAUUGUGUACAUUUGUGCAGUCGGUAUAAAUAAUCACGCACAGCUGACAGCGUUUGCACAUACAAUAAAAAUAUGGACAAACAUCUAUAUACAGAGAAAGGAAGCAGGGAUGAACAUGUGAAAGUGACCAGUCACUGCAAGCCAGGAUUUCUAGACCGCCUAAGUGAAACAGCUGGUGGCAUGGCUAUUGGUGUUCUUAUGUUUGCAUUAUCUUUUUAUCUUCUUUUCUCCAAUGAGGGUCGAGCUUUGCAGACUGCUAAUUCACUAAAUGAAGGCCUGUCUUUGGUGGUUUCUCUUGAAGAUGUCAAUUUUGUUAAUCAGCAGAUUGAUGGAAAACUGGUGCAUCUGACUGGACCACUCAGGACAUCCAAGCCGCUUUUUGACCCAAACUAUGGAAUCUCUAUACAAGCAGCGAAACUGAAACGGCAAGUUGAAAUGUACCAGUGGGUUGAAUAUGAUGAUUCAAGGGAAUAUGAAGAGAAUGGGGAAGUGAAAAAAGAGACGCGAUAUUCCUACAACACUGAAUGGAAAUCUGAAGUUGUGGAUAGCAGAAAAUUUGAUCGUGAGAUUGGGCAUGAGAAUCCCAGUGCCAAGGCUGUAGAAUGCUUCACUGCUGCUGCUCAUGAUAUUGCCUUGGGAAAAUUCUUACUCUCCAAAGGUUUAAUUGAAGAAAUUAAUAAUUUUAAGCAGAUAAGUCUGGCAAAGCUGGAGAGUCCUCAUGCAGAAAUCGUUGUUGAUGAAGAUUAUUUCUACCACAGCUCAAACCCUAGAAGACCUGAAGUUGGUGAUCUCCGUGUCUCUUUCUUCUAUGCUGGACUGAGUGAAGGAGAGUCUAUGCAGAGCCCAGCAGAUGUGGUCACUGUUGUAGCACAGCAAAGAGGAAGCCGGCUGGAUUCUUACAAAACCAAAUCUGGAGAUGAGCUGGAGAUUUUAUACAUGGAGUCCCUGUCUGCAAAGGAAGUGUUUGAGAGGCAGCACGAGGGCAACUUCAUGAAAACGUGGGCCUUGAGAGUUGGUGGUUGGCUAAUGAUGUUUGUGGGUAUAAACCUGAUGACACGAAUCCUCCAUACAUUAGUGGAUUGGUUCCCUGUUGUCCGUGACCUGGUCAACCUUGGUCUGAAACUCUUUGCAGCAUCUGUGGCAACUUCUCUUUCCUUGUUGACAGUUGCAGUGGGCUGGCUGUUUUAUCGUCCGAUUUGGGCUUUGCUGAUCGCAGUUUUAGCUCUUGUACCAAUUGUGCUUGCAAAAACUAGAGUUCCAUCAAAGAAGAAUCAGUAGGGGAGAAGGGAUAAAGAAGAAUCUGUGCAAACUCGUAUCUGAAGGAAGAUGAACUCUGCAGGGCUUUUUUCAUGUUGGUGCUGCUUAAAAUAUAAGAUUUGAUUGUAGAUAUAUGGAGUAAUGAUUAUGUACUAUGUUCAAGGAUGCUGAUUUAUCAUUCUCAGACAUUGAAAUUUCAUUUUCAAGCAGUGAAAUCCAGAAAUUGUAACCGUGUUGUUGAAAUGUCAUUUUCUAUCACUACCAGGACUUCAUUAUAAUUUUCUACUGCUUAUAAGAUUAUGAUAUACAUAUAAAGUGUGUGUAUGUAUAUAUAUAUAUAUAUAUAUAUA